Messenger RNA from Prorocentrum cordatum, 1407 nucleotides. Lineage: Eukaryota; Dinophyceae; Prorocentrales; Prorocentraceae. The record is from the annotation of a GenBank genome assembly.
AGCACCAGUGUGACCAGCACGACCCGUACGAGCAGUACCACGUUCAGCAGCACCAGCGUAAGCAGCACCACCAGUGUCACAAGCGCGACGGGAACCAGCAGCACCACGCGCAGCAGCACCACUGCCACCAGCAGCACCACUGUUAGCAGCACGACUGGAAGCAGCAGCACCAGUGUGACCAGCACGACGGGGAGCAGCAGCCACGACAGGAAGCAGCAGCAGCACGCGCAGCAGCACCAGCGCCACCAGCAGCAGCACUGUGACCAGCACGACGGGAAGCAGCAGCACCUCGGUGACGAGCACGACCAGGACUAGCAGCACCACUAUGACCAGCAACACACUGUCCAGCACCACUGGCACCAGCACUGCUACCACCACCAUCUCCACGAGGAGCACCUUAACUGUUUCUUCAUCUACGACGCUCACGACUGCCUCCAUGUCCUCAACAACAUCGGGCACGAGCUCCAGCACCACGUCCGAAACGAACACUUCUACAACGACUGUGCAAGUUGUCAACACCAUAUCUGGCACCAUGAGCCUAUCCGUCUCCGACCCAGCGACUUUCGUGAGUGACCCAAGAGCCGCAGCGGCCGUGACAGACGGCAUCGCCAGCAUGGUGGGCGUGCCAGCCAGCCAAGUGGACGUCACCCUCAGCCUCGCCAGGCGUCUCGUGCCAGCGCGGGCGCCCAUCAUGCCACGCGUGGGCGCCAGGGCGCUCUCUGCGAGUUCCGUGGUGGUGAGCUACGCCGUCACGACUUCUGGCGGGCCGGGUACGUCCAGCUCGGCCAACUCGGACAUUACCUCUGCGCUGACUGCCGGGGAUGCCGCGUCGACCAUGCAGACUUUAACCGUGGCCAGCCUUGCGAGCCAGGGCGCGAGUUACACAGUGACGGUGGAGGCUAUCAGCCCGCCGACGGUCGAUAGCAUGACGCUCACUGCAACACGUACGACGCUUUCGACGACCAGCAGCAGCAUGACGACUACCACUGCAACAAGCACAACCGCGACAUCCACCACCGCCAGCUCCAUCUCGAGCACAGUGACCACCUCCACGAGCACUAGCAUCACGAGCUCCACCACCCCGACGUCCAUCACAACCACGACAACGACCACGAUCGGUAUCAUGUCCCUGGUCACAAUUCCAACAGAACUGACCUCCUGCAAUGGGCUGUUCGUGCAUGCCGCAGCACCAGGGGACGCCACCGAGCUGACGUGGUCGUGCCAACCCGCCGAUUCCAACCUGUGCGUCAACAUCCUUUCCGUAGCCUCGGCGGGGGGUUCGGUCCCGACGACGCUCCAGGUGUCCGCGGAUCGCGUGUCAGACGCGGCACCUAGCCGACACUUAGCGGCACCCGUGCGGCAUUGACAGGCACUUGUUCGGCACUUGGCGGCAUCCACUGGCGCCCA